Molecule: messenger RNA, 2708 nt
Organism: Arvicanthis niloticus (Nile rat)
Lineage: Eukaryota; Metazoa; Chordata; Mammalia; Rodentia; Muridae
Gene: Znf565
Product: zinc finger protein 565
Biological process (GO): regulation of transcription by RNA polymerase II
Molecular function (GO): RNA polymerase II cis-regulatory region sequence-specific DNA binding; DNA-binding transcription factor activity, RNA polymerase II-specific
Source: RefSeq, a predicted model, not a curated record
UUUCUUAGAGUAGCUUGUUGUCACUUGGACCCGAAUAAGCUCAUGCCAUGUGGAAUGUGUGGAAUGGGGAUCUCCUCUUUAAUACUUCACGGGCGGCGUCUCAAAAAUACACUGAGCCCAGACCCCAAGGUGAGAGGACACCAUCUUUGUCCGUGGCUGAGGCUUUGGUGGACUACGUUUCCCAGAGUCCAUAGCGACCCGACAUUGCUCCCAACUCUAGCUUUAGCCGACUCGGACGCGGACGCCUUCUAGGAGAACGAAGGACUCUUCAUUUAUCCAGAGAGAGAAAUCAGAAUAGGUCAGGUUGUCCUGAACGCCAUGGCCCUUCAGAGAACAGUGACCUUUGAGGAUGUGACUGUAGAGCUCUCUGAGGAAGAGUGGAAGUGCAUGGAGCCUGCCCAGAGGGACUUGUACAGAAAUGUGACAUUGGAGAACUUCAGUCAUCUGGUCUCACUAGGACUUGUUGUUUCUAAGCCUGAUGUCAUCCUCUUAUUGGAGCAAGGGAAAGAGCCAUGGAUGGUUACAAAUUUUAUGACACGUCCUUGGCACCCAGACUUGGAGACAAAGUGCGAGAGAGUUCCCCGGAAAGGGCUUUUUGAAAUAGAGUCAUUCACAUGGGAGGGAAUGAGAAGCUUGCGGCAGCAGCACCGUGGCUUUGAGGACCCCCACCUCACCGAUGACUGGGCGUGCACAGACCGCUGUGAGAGACUGCGCACAAGUCAGGAGUGUCACUUCAAGCAAGUGGAAACCCAAUGUGAAAGUGUUGGUGCUGUCAAGUGUCACACACCUGUCACACUACUGCAUGGGAACGGCAGGACUGCAGCGGAGAGAGUGACCGGAUGUAGUGAGCGAGGGGAAGUGGUUAGCUGCCUCACCCAGCAGCACCUGCAAACUCAUCAUGCUGAAAAGCCCUUUGAGGGUACGGAGUAUGGGAGGGCGUUCGGUCAAGCCUCAAACCUUGUCCAGCAUCAGAGAAUCCACUCAGGUGAGAAGCCCUGUGCGUGCAGGGCGUGUGGGAAGGCCUUUGGUCAUCCAUCAGACCUCACUCUCCACCAGAGACUUCAUACUGGUGUCAAAUCUUAUGCAUGCCAAGAGUGUGCAAGGACUUUCAGGCAACAGUCGCAGCUAAUCCUGCACCAAAAAACUCACACAGGUGAGAAGCCCCACGUCUGUAAAGACUGCGGGAAGGCUUUCCUUCAUGGGUCCCAGCUUACUGUCCAUUGGAGAAUCCACACGGGGGUUAGGCCCUAUCAGUGUAAAGAAUGUGGGAAGGCCUUCAGACAACACUCCCAGCUCACCGUACACCAGCGGCUCCACACCGGCGAGAAGCCCUACGAAUGUAAGGACUGUGGGAAGGGCUUUAUCCACCGCUCGGAAGUCACUCGGCAUCAGAGGAUCCACUCUGAGGAGAAACCCUACGAAUGUCAGGCAUGUGGGAAGGCCUUCAGACAGCAUGCUCAGCUCAGGCAGCAUCAGACGGUCCACACUGGUGACAGACCCUAUGUGUGCAAGGAGUGUGGAAAGACCUUUAGUCGUACUUCGUACCUUAUUCAGCAUCAAAGAAUCCACACAGGCAAGCGGCCGUAUGAGUGUCAGGAGUGUGGGAAAGCCUUUAUUCGAGCAUUCCAGCUGACUCGUCAUCAGAGAAUUCAUACAUAUGAGAAGCCCUAUGUAUGCAGGGAGUGUGGAAUGGCUUUUAUUCGAAGUUCACAACUUACUGAACAUCAGAGAAUUCAUCCUGGUAUCAAACCUUAUGAAUGUAAAGAGUGUGGGCAGGCCUUUAUCCAUGGCUCACAGCUCAUCGACCACUACCGAAUUCACACUGACUAGGGUCCCGGCAUAGAUCGGCCUUUAGUCAACGUUCACACCUGGUCAGGGUUACAUCGCCCCCAGAGUAACUAAUGUUGUGAAAACUUCGUUCAUCUCAUCUGUAACAGGUUAUCAGAAAAUGUAAUACCAGGAGAAAGACCAUUAAUGUGGACAUUCCUUUUUCCUCAUUCACUGGUUACUAAGCAGCAGCAAACCUGUGCUAAAAAUAACUUGAUAUGAAUGUAGAAAAGGCUUUUAUUACCUAUCAAAAUAUGUUCAGUCUCUGAGAAUCCCACAUAGAUGGCCAUCAUGAUUAAAAGAUUAUUGGUUUGGUGUGGGAAUUGAACUCGGGACCAUCAGGUGAUGUAUUCUGUUACACAACUGGCACCUUCAUUCAAACAGAAAUACUAAUGGGUUUUGUUUUGUGGCAGAGUCUCUCUAUAUAGCCUCGGCUAUCCUAGAACUCAAAAUCAUCCAGCCUCAGCCUCACACGAGGUUCAUAGGCGUGAACUUAUGGCAUACCUUAAAGCACUUUGGUAGCAUUUGGUUUCCAACAUUGGUUUUAAAAUGACAAUUUUAAGCCUGGUUUGGUGAUACUUGCUUCAGAUUGGCAAUAGUCAGCGGCUGAAACGUGAAGAUCCCAAGUUCCAGACAGGCCUGAAUUAUGUGGCAAGACCCUGUCUGGGGGACAAAGGAGAGGGGUGACAGAGUGGGGUUUAAAAAGUAAAUCCAGGACUGGAGAGCUGGCUCAGAGCACUGACUGCUCUUCCAGAGGUCCUGAGUUCAAUUCCCAGCAACCACAUGGUGGCUCACAACCAUCUGUAAUGGGAUCUGAUGCCCUCUUCUGGUGUGUCUGAAGACAGCUACAGAGUACUCACAUAUAUAAAUAAAUAAAUCGU